UUUUCAUCAAAACAGUCUUGUUUCGAUUUGUCGGAGGAAGUCGGAUUUUAAAACAUUGCUAGUGGUUUUAUCCCCCAAAAAAGUCCAGCAGAUAUUAGUAAAAAUGGCACUUCUUUCCGCAGUCAAAGGCAAACUGAUUUCAGUCAUUGGAGAUGAGGACACCUGCGUUGGCUUCCUGCUCGGAGGAGUUGGCGAAAUCAACAAAAACCGUCACCCGAAUUUCAUGGUUGUUGACAAAAAUACCGCCGUCAGUGAAAUCGAGGAUUGCUUCAAGCGUUUCAUUAAACGCGAUGAUAUCGAUAUCAUCCUAAUCAACCAGAACUACGCUGAGUUGAUCCGUCACGUGAUCGAUUCUCAUACGGCACCUACACCAGCCGUACUUGAAAUUCCAUCCAAGGAUCAUCCUUACGACGCCAGCAAGGACUCUAUCCUGCGCCGUGCUAAGGGAAUGUUCAACCCGGAUGAUAUGAUUGCUAACCGCGGUUAAGCCAUUUUGCGUCUUUCGUUCAGUCCAAUCGUGCUCGCCCUAUUUGUUUUCCUGCAAUCAUGUAGUAUUAUCGUUUCUGCAAUCUACUUCCGUUACGUACGUCUAGAUCGAUAGCAUGUGGCUCUGAUUGUUAUGUUGUUGUCAUUCCAAGUAUGAAAUAAAAGAACAAUUCUGCUGAAUCGGCA
Molecule: messenger RNA, 672 nt
Organism: Anopheles coustani
Lineage: Eukaryota; Metazoa; Arthropoda; Insecta; Diptera; Culicidae
Gene: Vha14-1
Product: V-type proton ATPase subunit F
Exons: 4
Coding region: 104-487 (127 amino acids)
Biological process (GO): proton transmembrane transport
Cellular component (GO): membrane; proton-transporting V-type ATPase, V1 domain
Molecular function (GO): proton-transporting ATPase activity, rotational mechanism
Source: RefSeq, a predicted model, not a curated record